Harpia harpyja (harpy eagle) is the source of this 6134-nucleotide messenger RNA. It is a transcript of the gene EMB, whose product is annotated as embigin. The record is from RefSeq and is a predicted model, not a curated record. The coding region runs from base 418 to 1548 and encodes 376 amino acids. Gene Ontology annotation, molecular function: cell-cell adhesion mediator activity. Gene Ontology annotation, biological process: axon guidance; dendrite self-avoidance; homophilic cell-cell adhesion. The transcript has 11 exons. Gene Ontology annotation, cellular component: axon; plasma membrane. Lineage: Eukaryota; Metazoa; Chordata; Aves; Accipitriformes; Accipitridae.
CCGAGCCGGACCGGCUGCGAGGGCCCCUCUCCAAUUAGCCACCGGUGCUCACCCACGCCCUUCCUCCCGCGGCAUAAAGCCCGGCGGGGCCGCACCGGCUGCCACCACGCUGGCGGCGGCACGUCCUUCCCGUGAGUGAGGAGGAACGGUGGUGCCUGCAGCGGCUUCCCGGCCUUUUUAUGCCGGUCCGCGCCUGACGCUUGUCCUGUUCGUGGAUUUGGGGUCGCUUUGUUUUGGUUUUGAUCCCCGUCGCAGCUGCAGCAGCCGGCUCUCCCGCAGAGCCGCUCCGGCCCGCUUGAGGCUUCCUCAGCAGCAGCCGCAGCCGCCGCCGCUGCCCGCGGGCGGUGCGGGGCAGAGCCGAGCCAGCCGCUGGCGGGGAGGGAGCGGCACUGGGAGUGCGGCGGCGGCCGGGACACCAUGCCUGCCGCCUUCUCCGCGAAGCGCCCGGGGCGCCUGCUGCGGCUGUUGCUGCUCUGCCUCUGCCUCUCGGGCGGGAGCCCCGCAGAUGCAACUAUGACAACACAAGAUGCCAGUCAGUCUCUGGCAAACUCUUUGACUAAGAUGCAAUCUGGACUUACUGAAUCAUCUCCUGAGCCCAUGACAACUAUACAAACUGCCAACUGGCCAACUCAGGGGAGCCCUUCAGUUCAUUUGACACUUGGACAUAAUGGAUCUACACCUGCCUUGUUAGGUCCAGAUCUUACCACACAAGAGUUCAAGCAGGCAACCAAAGAGAACGUGUCUAAUGUCACCUUUGUGGAGUAUGAGGUACUCCUACCUGGUGUUUCUGGUACUUCCAUGGAAAAAAAUAUCACUUUGGACAGUGCAACGAUAAUUGAACUUUCAUGCAGAUUGGACAACAAAUAUUCUCAUUUGAAAAGUCUUCAAGUGACUUGGAAGAGGGGAAAUGAAACAAUCAGACACAUUGAUAAAACUGAAAACAGCUGGAGCAUCCAAUUGAAGAUCUUGGAUAGCAGUAAGCUGGGAAGUUACAGCUGUAUUCUGAAAGGUGAAGAAGAAAUCAGUGCUAUGUUUUAUUUACAAGUACCAAAAAUUGAAGGAAAAGAAAAACCCAUAGUCAGUUAUGAAGGAGAUUCAGCUAUAAUGAUUUGUAAAAGUUUUGGCUAUACUCCCAUCGCUUGGACCUGGUAUAUGAUCAAUGGAAGUGAACAGAUUGCCAUUAAUGACUCUUUACUGGCGGACAAGUAUGUAAUUAACAGCGUAUCUGCCAAUGUAACCCAUCUGAAGAUACUGAAGCUCACCAAGGAAGAUGAUGGUGUAUAUUGGUGUGAAGCUGCUUUUGAAUUAGGGAGAAGUAAAGGAAACCUGAAGCUUAAAGUCCUGUCCUUCAUGGUGCCUCUCAAACCCUUUUUAGCAAUUGUGGCUGAAGUUGUUAUUUUAGUAACUAUUGUUUUCCUUUAUGAGAUGUAUUCGAAAAAGAAAGAGAAAUGUGCAGAAGACGAAAAAGAAUUUGACCAAGUUGAGCAACUAAAAUCAGAAGAAAGCAAUGGUCUGGAAAACAGUAGUGCUAGGAACAGAAAAAUUUAAUCUGGUUCCAAAAAAGGUAAAUUUAAGCCAACAGAAGUGGAAGUCAUCACAAAGCUACAGAAGAUGUAUGUGACUAUGCAUUUUAAACAUCCACUAUGCUUCUAAGUAAACUCCUCUACACAUAUGAGAAAUAAGAUGCUUUUAAAAUAGCUGUGAAACUGCUCAUUUUAUACAGAUCAUAAUGUAUUCUGAUGUACUGCAUUUAGACCUUUGCUGUCUGUAACAUUGUCACUUUACUACUAAAAGGCAGUUUUUACAUGAUCAGACUUCCUGUUGGUUUAUGACUGACCUGUUUGAUUUUGUCCUAAAUUGGAACUAAUCUUGCAUUCACGGAAUGAACAGGUAAUACAGAAUGGGCCUAUUAUCUAAGUGUUACAAAGCUGGACUUGCAAGAUCAAAAAAGUAUUUCCACCAAAGAAAAUGCCUUUUACUAGCAGGUGAAGCAAUUGUGACACAGCUAUUUUUACCAAAGAAAUGGUCCAAGGGGAAUCUUUGUCAUGAUUUAAAUGAAACAUUAACAGUUUUGCAAUUUGCUCUGAACAGUAAAAUGUCUUCAUUCUAACUUUUCUUAGCUUCAUUUAAAUGAGAAAGCAAUAUAGGUACGUUCUGAAUAUUUAAGAUUAUGAAUUUUCUUAAGAUGUCCUGCCAUAUGUCUGUGGUACUAUGCUGUAAUUCUGAAUAGGCUAAAUACUUAAAUACUGUACAGAUCAGAUAUUUCAGUGGUAUUUUGGUGUAGAUGAAGGAAGGAAGGGGGGGUACAGUACCAUGUCAGAAUAUAACUGAAAUAAUUCCUUACACUUGCAGAAAUUACUACAGGAUCUGAGAGCUGCAAAACCAGUUUUGUAAUUUAUGCAGAACACAGAAAUUUCACAAAUAUAUCUAUAUGGUUCUUAUCAUACAUCCUGUCUAGUUGGUACUUUUACUUCUUGCAGCAUACUGUAUUGUUCCUUAAACUCCUCUCAGAGCACAGAGACGGUCUUGAGCAGCUAAAAUUUUCAGGGUAAUAGGAUAAAGCAACAUGAAUACCACUAGUUCUCUUAUACAUAAAAUUGUGUGACGCUGCUGUUAAGACUUAGGAUAUUUCUUUAGAAGAGCUAGUUGCCAUAAUUUUAAAUCUACCAUUUGGUAUGUUAUGCAUUCAGAAAUUGAAAAAUGUGCAGCUAAUAGAAAAACAGUUGAUUGCAUUGGUUGCCUUUGCUAAUCCAAAAGAAAAAUAAGAAAAACUUCCAUUUUAAGAAAGGGAAAAUUAAAGUCUUCGGAAGAAUUUCUUCUUUUAACAAAAAUGUAAGUAAAAAGGCAGCAUUUGCAAACUCCUUAGGGAAGUGAAAGGAAAAAAUAUCUAAAUAGAAUUUCCUCAACUGGUCAUUUCUCUUUGAACAUAAAGGAAUACAGAAAAAUAAAGCAUAAAAUAGAUUUAAUUACCUUCCUUUUUUUUAUUUUACUGUUCUUAUGGGUUAUUUCAGAAAGCCUAGCAUUGGCUGUUUUGUUGGAGAUGGGGACAAAAUCCAGUCUGAUCUAUGCUUUUUUGGUUUUCAUAGUUUAUUUUGCAGCUUUAACAACUACAAGUUAAAAGUCCAAAUAAAAAAUGGAAAAUAUAAGCAUUAAGUGAUUGACUGUAAGGGCUGAACACUGAUAAAGAUUUCCCUUGUUAGAAUACUGUGUUUAUUAUAUUUUGCCUUGGAGUUUCUAUGCACUGUAAAAACCAGAAUGCGUUUACAGGUUUUUAUAUGAAUUUAUCAUUGAUAUAAUGGCAUUUUUGUUGUAGCAAGUAAAUGUUUGUGGUUUAAAAAGAUUUACUUCCAUAUGUUAAUUGUUUGAAACAUAUAAUUUUAUUUUUUUGUAGAAAAUAGAUUUUUGUAGGAAAUUCAGUAGUAAAAAAAGUAAGCUUACAGAUCUAAGAGUUAGAUUCUAAAUAAGGCAGAAUUAAUAUCUUUUGCAACAAAAAGGAGGCUAGGUACUAUUUGGAAAAAAUUCCACCUUUUAAUCAGAAAUGGUAACAACUUAUUUCUAUCUUCAGUGAGCAUUGCUAUCUGAUCUUGACAUUGUGGUAUGAAGUCUGGGCCAACAUAGGCAAGUUACAUGAAUAGAUGCUUUUUUGGUGUUGGCAAACAAGGGCUGCACUGAAGGCAGACAGGAACUGGAGAACCUGGACUAAGCAUGGAUUUUAGAACUGUGAUGUGUUCCUCCUAUCAGGACUAUAUUAGAAUUUGGUAAAAUUGGCUGCUGUAACUGUAGCUUUGUGUUCACCUGCCUCUAGCACAUUCUGCUUGUCAUAUCUGCAGGGAUUUGUGUUUUAUUUUUAGGUUGGCAAGUAGUCAUUUCAUCUUGGUAAGUGGUUUUAUUCCUCAUAUGUCUGCCUAAGUUCAAACCUUCUUGGGUUCCCCUACAGAGGGGAAUAAUAAAUAAUAUUAAAUUAUAAAUAUUAAAUAAUUGGCAUAAUUAACAGUCAUAACUUCAAAGGCAUAAACUCUACUUUUUUUUAGUCCAGAUACCACAUAGGAAGCCCUGAAAAUCUAGAAAUGUAUAUUUUAUGAGAAAUAAUACAUUGUAUAUGUUCAAAACAUUCCUACUGCAGUUGCAUUGUAUGUCUGUUUAUUAUGCAAACAUAGCCUUCAAUAAAACAAAAAUUUGGCAACCUUAAAAAACCAAAAGUCUAGGCAAUGAUUUUUACCUCAUUCAAGUGAAGAGAUACCAAAUGAGAGCCAAAACAAUUCUGAAGAUAAUUCCUUCAAACAGCAGUUAGAGCUAAGUGUAAGGAUCAAAAAAUUAGUUUUAAUAACAAACAUUAAUCUGUAAUAAUUGACUUACAUGUGUAGGUUGAGUCUAACCAUUACAUUUGUUUGGCAGAUCUUGUCUUCCAGGAUCAAAUUCUUGUUUUCUUGUAAGAGGUAGUAUAUUACUUGUUUCUAUACCAACAAAAGCCUUAUUUCUUAGAGGAAAAGAUUCAAGUCUGCAAAAGAAUCCUGAAGGGUUGUUUCCUAAUGCUUCAAACUGGUCACUGCAAAUUCCUCUUUUCCAUAGGUCCAAAGUAGACACAAGCAGCUGUGAGACCAGAUUCCUAGUGAAGAUUGACAAAUAUUAGAAGAGUUUCCAAGCUGUGAGCUCAGGUAGAACUGUAUGAAUAUUUCCUUAGGAUGGAGACCUAAGAAUUACCAUGUAGUGGGCCAAGAUAAUUAAGUGAUUAGCUACAGGUCAUUUGACAUGCACAAACCUGAGGAAGAGAGGAGAAACCCAUCAGUAUUGAUGGUAACACUGAAAGCAGCAUCCAUGUGCCUCUAACUGUUUUUCAGCCAAAGAAAAUAAGGUUUAUAUUCUGGCUUUAAAUUCACCCUUAAAACUUUUCAACACUGGCUGCUGAGCAAUAAAAAGGAGAAAAACUGACUGGUGUCUUCACUGUAGGGGAAGUUUUUCAGCUGAGUGGUUCCCUAAGUGUUGAGCUACCCAGCACAUGCAGGCUGACCACAAUUAUCCACAUCAUGUUGCAGUUCUAGCUGGGAGCUUCCCAAAAAUAAUAAGGUGCAAGGAGUGAGGAAGAAACCAGUUCAGAAUGGUUGUAGGGACAUGGGAAGGACCUGCAAGUAUCCCAUAGGGGUCCUGAGGGACAGACAGCAGGAGCUGAGAUGACUUGCAAUUAGAUGUGUACAGGGAAGGUUGUGCAAAUCUGUAGGAGAAAACUUUUUUUUUUAGCUGUGCCAUUCAGUGUUUGUGUGGGAAGUUCUGUACAGUGACUGAAACCAAUCUGCCAUUGCUAAGCACUUGCACAGGUGAAAACACAAAGCCAUGUUAUAUGUUUCAUAAGAGAAUGGGAAGUUACACCCUUGGAAAAUUUUUCUCCACUGGUUUUAAAUAGUUUUGCAGUUUUGUUACUUUCUUAUGCCAGAACAUGCCUAUAUAAUGCAUUAAACAAUUCUUUAUGAAAAAACCCAAGUUCAAAACUUUACAACUUGUUACUGAAACUGAGUUGUUUGAAUUUACUGUUGAUAACUGAGUUCAUUUUUGUAGCUGAAUUUUAUGAGACUUCAAACUUGUAAUGUUUGUUCCAUCUUAGCCAGAAUGACUGUUUUUCUUCUGUACAGAAACUUCAUCUGAUUUGUUUUUCCAUUCAGCCUUUUAUUUAACUAAAGAAAGAUUUUUGUUCUUUUUUAUUACUAGGGCAAUAUUUCUAUCAACUGACUUCCUGAAUUAUUUCCAAAUUAACAUUAAAAGUUAUGUAACAGUGCCUUGAAAGAAGGAAUUUGUUUACUGUAGUUAAGUUCAUUUUUCUCUUUUGCAAUAUGUUUGUUAAAAGUUUCAGAGGAAACUUGACAGCAAAAUCUAUUUUUCUAGUGAAAGACUACUAAGCCUAAUGCUUUUAUCACGCUUGCCUUAUUUUACAUUCUGAUUUUAUACUCUGUGCUCACUCAACUGUUUUAUUGUUUUGCUUGAGCAGUAAGAUGUAUACAGAAAACGCAAUAGCCUCUGUAUGUUUGAUAUAUAUGAAAUAACAAGGAGAGUGGUUAUGAGUAGUGUGAAUUGAUAAUAUUGUACUUACAAAUAAUUCCAAUAAAUUUAACCAUAAAGAAUCCAUAAAGUGGAGAGUCAAAUUA